AUGAUUAUCAAAAAUAAUCCUGAACACGUUAGCACCGAUCAGAUAGUGCUGUUCCCCUUUGACGAUUACAGUAUCCCGUUUCAACACGGUGUUCAUUUACAACUUGUGCCUUACAGAGCCGGGGUCGAUCGAACCCAAAUUGUGGUGCAUCCCGGUCCGCCAGGCGCGCCAGACAGUGCCCGCGUCAUCUACUACGGGUCUAUCCAUCGCGUCGGCGACGAACUCUGGAUGUGGUAUCUUGGACAUGGAGACGACGAGAGUUGGCAUCAACGAGUGUGUUUCGCAAAAAGCCGCGAUGGAUACAACUGGGAGAAACCGGAACUCGGACUGGUAGCAUACAACGGCUCCACCCGAAACAACCUCGUCGAUAUACAAGGUGGACAAUAUCAUAUUCAGGCGUGUGUAGUGUAUUAUGAGCCAGACGAUCCGGAACCCACACGCCGGUUCAAAGCCAUCAUUGAAACAUCCAAAUAUUCUCCAAAAUUCGCAGUUAUGUUCAGUGAAGACGGACUUCAAUGGCACGAAGCUGAACGACAUCCGAAUCCACCCUCCUGCGAAAUGUCCGGUAUUACGAAAUUCAACGGAUGCUACUAUCUGAGCGCGCACGGUGGAAGCCACAUGGGUCCUACACGGCAGAUGGUGAUGUAUGCGUCCUACGAUUUCGAACAUUGGAUCGAAGCCUCGUGCUUGGGAUUCAGGCGGGGUAACAUCCCACCAAGCCCCGUGGCGUAUGGGGCACACCAAGGGGAACAGGUCCAUCUCGGUGCGGCAUUAUGGAAUCGCGGGAAUGUGAUUCUCGGCUUCUAUGGGCAGUGGCACGGACCGGAAAAUAACGACCGUCGGCAUGUGACGAUGGAUAUCGGCUUAGUCGUCAGCAACGACGCGCUGCACUAUCGUGAACCGAUUCCAGAUUUUCAGAUGGUAGAAGCAGCAGAAGACGACUUUGAACACUUACCAACACCGAUGAAUUUCAAACACGCCGCUCUUAUGCAGGGACAAGGUUUUGAGAAUGUUGGCGAUGAGACACUUUUCUGGUAUGCUCCCUGGCCAGAGCAGUUGAGUAACGGCGUACGGAUUGCAACGUGGAAACGCGAUCGACUCGGCUACCUCAGCACAGCGGACAUGCGUCGGAAAACGGAACAACUCCGCCACGUGAUUUCGGCACCCAUUGAUCUUGAAGGACAGCCUUGCACAGUGGCACUGAAUGUUGACGGUUUGUCGGCGCACAGCCAGGUUACACUUGACAUUUUAGACGAGCGUUUUCAACCAAUCGAAGGAUAUACCAGAGAAGACUGCCUCCCUCUCACAUCGGGUUUUCAUCAGACGGUGGCGUGGAAAAACGGAGAACGGAUUGACGGGAGAAACGGCGCAAUCCGAAUCAGGCUGAAUUACACCGGAAUCCGUCCAGAAGACCCGAAAGUCUACGCCAUUUACGUAGAAAAAUCAGAGGGACCUUGA
Geodia barretti is the source of this 1458-nucleotide messenger RNA. The record is from the annotation of a GenBank genome assembly. Lineage: Eukaryota; Metazoa; Porifera; Demospongiae; Tetractinellida; Geodiidae.